Molecule: messenger RNA, 690 nt
Organism: Candidula unifasciata
Lineage: Eukaryota; Metazoa; Mollusca; Gastropoda; Stylommatophora; Geomitridae
Source: the annotation of a GenBank genome assembly
AUGUCGGGACGUGUCCUAGAAAUCAUUCAUGUAAUUGUUGUUUUACAAACUUUCUGGACUCAUGCCGAAGUGUUUACAUCAGUGGCACGGGUCAUGGCCUUGAGUAGUUUGGAGAACAAGGUCAUUGACCACAUGGAGAAAAUACUUUAUGUGUCCGGGCAAAAUGGAGAGAGCGGCAAACUCGUUGAUGACAUGCAAAGAAAAACGCCAUCGUCAAAACAUCGCCAACAAAGUUGCAGUAAUCCCGUAGUUGGAUUCACGUAUCUCAGACGCCUUGUACGGGAGUGGAAUCUCGUAAAUCGAUUAGUUUCCAAAAGCUCAUCCAGCAACUGUCGCAGACUUACUGUCAUCCGAUUUUGUAACGUGGCUAUUUCUUCGGUUACAGAAAACAUUAUCGCCAUGUUCGAUGUUCUCUCCAAAUGGCAAAACUGGCCCCAGAAGAUUGACGUUACUGGCGCCGCUCUUGGUUUGCUCACAAUUGGUCAAAUCUAUGACCUGUUUCCAUCUCCAUCCUGGCUUGACCGCUUGACCAGUACUGACUGCUCCAAACAGAUAAUUCAAUCUAAAUACACGAUGCUCACACAUGACCAAUUUCUGUCGCUGCUUCACCAAAGAAGGCUUUAUAAUAAUUCAAAAUCUGACAUUUCGGAAACGCGGAAAGAUACUGAAAAGAACGGGUCAGUGUUGUGG